GUCAGUGCACCAGGCUAAGGCUAAGCUAACGGUACAUCCGGGUACUCUGCUCCAUUGACAACCCUGCGAAGAUGGCGACUACUGGGAGGAGUGCAUCAUUAUCCUCCACCUUAACUGGAUCCAAGACCACGCUGGAGAACCCGGAGGAGGAUGACGGGCAGAACUUGUGGUCGACUAUCCUGAGCGAAGUGUCAACCCAUUCAAGAUCUAAAUUACCAUCUGGGAAAAAUGUCCUGGUUAUGGGGGAAGUUGGCUCGGGGAAAACCACCUUGGUUGCCAAGUUACAAGGGGUUGAAGAGUAUAUGAAAGGGCGAGGUCUCGAAUACCUCUACAUCAGUGUCCAUGACGACGACAUUGAUGACCACACGAGGUGUAACGCGUGGGUCUUAGACGGAGACUUGUACCACAAAGGUCUACAGGGAGUGGCUGUACCGGUAGACGCGAUCGGCAACACGUUAUUGCUGAUAACGGUUGACAUGUCGCGGCCGUGGAACGCGCUGGACUCGCUCCAGAAGUGGGCCGCGGGCGCGAGGGAACACGUCGACAAACUACGGGUGCCUCCAGAAACGCUGCGGGAGCUCGAGCAAAGACUUGUAAAACAGUUUCAGGAAUACACGGAGCCUGGGGGUGGGGAGGAUGGGACCUCACAGAGGAGGUCCGAUGAGGAGGAGAGCGUCUUGCUGCCCUUAGGAGACAACACCCUCACGCACAACCUGGGCAUACCCAUGAUAGUGGUCUGCACUAAGUGUGAUGCCAUCAGCACUUUGGAGAAGGAGCACGACUACAGAGACGAACACCUGGACUUUAUCCAGUCCCACAUCAGACAGUUCUGUCUACAGUAUGGAGCUUCUCUUAUCUACACAUCCGUGAAGGAGAUGAAGAACCUCGACGUGCUGUAUAAAUAUCUGGUCCACAGACUUUACGGCUUUCCAUUCCACUGCCCCGCACAAGUGGUGGAAAGAGAUGCGGUCUUCAUUCCCUCAGGUUGGGACAAUGAAAAGAAGAUUGCAAUACUUCACGAGAACUUCCAGACCAUAAAGACAGAUGACAGGUUUGAGGAUGUGAUCGUUAAACCACCAGUCAGAAAGAUUGUCCAUGAAAAGGAGAUUCAGGCUGAAGAUGACCAAGUGUUUCUGGUAAAAUUGCAGUCUCUGCUCUCCAAACAGCCUGCUGUUACUGUCGGGCGACCGGUGGACACGACAAACAGAGCACCCACUGGUUCACCGCGGACAAGCAAUCGUUCUGCAGCCGCCAACGUGGCCAACGCCAUGCCGCAGUCAGGUCAAACCAGUGAGGGGGUCUUAGCCAACUUCUUUAAUAGUCUACUGACAAAGAAAGCAGGCACAGGAGGAGCCGGAACGGCAGGAGGUGGCAACAACACUCCAGGGACGGUACGCAAAUCAGGCUCAAAAUUGGGCCUGAGUGAUGUACAGGCGGAGCUAGACCGCAUAUCCAACCGAGAGACGGACUUGCCCAAUGCCAGCGAGACCCCCGCCCCUGACGCCCAAGAGACAUGAAGAUCAUCACACUUCAGUCAAUCUACUUCUCUCAGCCACCCUCCGCCUCUUUUGACCUCCCUGCCUCCCUCCUCCUGCUCUGAUCCACGGAUAUACAGGGGAUAAUAAGAGGGAAGUAGGGAAAAGGAAAAGGUGGACACCGAGUUUUUUCAACCCAUUGUCUUUCACCCCCCAUACGAAGACUUGCCUCUCUCCAAAUCCUCUUCUAAAAACUACCCCCACCCUUUCAACCCCAAACUACCCUUCUUACCUGGCUGUUACACGGGAGGGAGAAUGUGUCACUGUAAAUGCAAGAAUGGUUACAUGAGUAAGCGGACCAACUUGGGGGGAUGUAGUGCUGGAAUGAUUUUUGAAAAUAUUCAUUGCGGGACAGAGAGUGAAGGUGUUGUUCCAUCCAUUAAUUGUGAUGGUUCAAUUUCUGUGUGUGUGUGUGUUUUUAAAUGGUAGAAACUGCUGAAAGACAUGUUUAAGAAACUGCACUUAGAUAAUAGGGUUUUGGGCCAGUUACACAAGUAAAGGAUGUGAGAGAACAAAAAUUAAUGCCUGAAACAAGACUUUUUUUUUUUAAAGAAGGGACAAGUGUGUGUGUGUGUGUGUGAGUGUGUGAGUGAGAGAGAGAGAGAAAAUGAAGGACGUAAGUGCAACCUAUUCAUAUGUUGGAGUUCUAUUUACAAACCAAAAAGGGAAAAAAAAUGACUAUGCUCACUACACUCAUUGAAAUACACUAAACCCCACACUCAACAUGGACAAAAAAACUAAACAAAAUGAUACUUCAGUUUAGCAUGGCGCACACUUUGACAUCUGACCAACCUCCCUUCGUGAUACACAGAAACUGCAAAAGGCGAGUGAGAUUUACUUGUACAGAAUGACGCACUUGUGAUUCCAGAGGCAGGGUGGUGGUUGGCCAGAGGAUGUCAAACCAUGGUAGGGUCACAUCAAGAAUGUACAGCCAUCGUCUUGCUGAUUGGUCCCGUUAUUUCAGAGCUCCGUGUUGGCGUUUGUAUAAUCUGAUCUGUUAAGCAGUCAAAUAAAGGUAUUUAUUCGGAGUCA
Messenger RNA from Hippocampus zosterae (dwarf seahorse), 2567 nucleotides. RefSeq names its product dynein, cytoplasmic 1, light intermediate chain 1 (gene dync1li1). NCBI's taxonomy places the organism in Eukaryota, Metazoa, Chordata, Actinopteri, Syngnathiformes, Syngnathidae. Gene Ontology annotation, cellular component: cytoplasmic dynein complex; centrosome. The record is from RefSeq and is a predicted model, not a curated record. The transcript is spliced from 13 exons. Gene Ontology annotation, molecular function: dynein heavy chain binding. Gene Ontology annotation, biological process: microtubule-based movement; microtubule cytoskeleton organization. The coding region runs from base 72 to 1517 and encodes 481 amino acids.